CUCGUCCAGCUCUGGAAGCAGAGAGAGUAUUUGGGGUUCUGUCUUUCCUGAUGGCUAUGAGCACUGGCACUCUCUCUCUGGUGUUUGCCCUCUGCUGGACAUCUGAGACGGUGCGCUCCUACUCCAACACUCGCUCUCUGCUCAUGGCAGGACAGGCUCUUUACCCCACCACCCUGCUGCUCCUCACCAUGGUCUCUACAGGUUUCUUCUUCCUCCUCAGCUGGUCUCUUUUCACCUAUCAGCACAAGGAAGAAAUCCACCAGGACUUCUCCAGCCUGGGCUCCUCGUAUUGGCUGGGGGCUUUAGGCUGGGUCCUGCUGUUGGUUGUGGAGAUGAUAGUCUUUAUAGCAGAACAACUAGUGGUGCCAGACAUCCUACCGGACUUAGAGAAGGCUGUGGAGAAGUGGCGGGUUGAAUCACAACUAAAGUCCGCUAAUCGCUCCUUCAGCGACAGUUAUCACCCUGGUUACAGCACAAGCAACAUAGCUCCAAAGAGGUAUAUGUCAUCACCUUGAAUGGAGUGCAGAAAUGAGGAUGUGACAGAGAAAAUGAGUGUGAAUGUGUUAAGUUACACAUUAACAAACUCAAAGGAAGCAGCAAUUCCUCGCUGCUUUAUAGAUCUAUAAACCAGACUGUUAUUGAUUGACUUUCUUUUGAGUUAAGUGUUGCCUGGAGGAAUUAAGAUUCUCUGAAUCCUGUAAAUCUGUGGGACUGAGAGGGAGUCAUUCUCCAGUUUGUUUUCAGUGUGGCCUGAAAUAACAUUAAAAAAAACACUAAGGACCAAAAAUACUGGCUGGGAAAAUGGGCAACAAAUGUAAGUUGUAUGUUGGUAUAUUUGGGUUUGUAAAGUUUGUAAAGUUGUGUUCAGGAGUCCAGGUUCGCUUCUGGGCCAGGAACACAUCCAGGUGUGGAGUGCUUUCAGUCAAGUCAACUAGAACCUAUAGCUGAUUGUUUCAAUAGGUGCUGUGAUGUACUUUAUGAAUGUUAAAAUACUGCCAUGUGCGAUUUUAAGCAGUAAUUCUCAGGUAAAAAUAUGUAUCAGUGAAUGUUUUAUUCUAAAUGUGCGGGAAAGUAAGCUAUAAUGGCUCUAAUAUAUGAUAUACUGUAUGGUGACAUCAUAAAUCAUGUGAAAUGGCAAAUACACAUCAGUAUCCAGUGUCACUCUGUUAAAGGUUAGGUAUUAGAGUAUUCCUGUAUAUGCUGAUGAUGAAUA
Thunnus maccoyii (southern bluefin tuna) is the source of this 1213-nucleotide messenger RNA. RefSeq lists its product as uncharacterized. Bases 51 to 515 code for a protein of 154 amino acids. The transcript has 2 exons. NCBI's taxonomy places the organism in Eukaryota, Metazoa, Chordata, Actinopteri, Scombriformes, Scombridae. The record is from RefSeq and is a predicted model, not a curated record.